UGACGCAGCAACGAUUCACAAGAGGGAAUUUUCAAAUCGAGAAGAGGCGUCUCUGUGGAGCAGUUGAGAGUGCACCGGUAACAUAAACAAUGCAGAAAACAAGCAAAGGGAGGACUCCCCGGAGGCCCGGCCAAAAGAAGCCAUCAAACACAGAAAGAGACCCUGUUGGAGUUUAUUGUCGGAUUCGUCCACUCAUUUCAGAAGAUGAGGAAUGCUGUAUUGAGAUGAUCAGCAGCACGACUAUUCAGCUGCACGCCCCCGAUGGACUCAAAGCCAACCGCAAUGGAGAAUAUAAAGAGACACAAUACUCUUUUAAAAAAGUGUUUGGAGUUAAUACAACCCAAAUGGAGCUCUUUCAGGAUGUUGCUAAGCCGUUGGUAAACGACCUCAUUCACUGUAAAAAUGGUUUGUUGUUUACAUAUGGCGUCACUGGAAGUGGUAAAACCUUCACCAUGACGGGCUCUCCAGGAGAAGGCGGCCUUCUCCCGCGUUCUUUGGACAUGCUCUUCAACAGCAUCGGCCCUUUUCAGGCCAAAAGAUAUGUCUUCAAGCCAGAUGACAAAAAUGGAAUGGAAAUCCAGAGUCAAGUUGAUGCUCUCCUUGAGCGACAGAAGCGUGAUAGUCAGCAGUCGGUGCCCAAAACGCCAUCAUCCAGGCAAAAGGCUGACCCAGAGUUUGCAGAUAUGAUCAGUCCAGAUGAGGCAUGCAAAUCUGAGAGUGUGGACGAAGACUGCUGUUUCAGCGUAUUUGUGUCCUACAUCGAGAUCUACAACAACUACAUCUAUGAUCUUCUUGAAGAUGCUCCUUUUGAUCCAAUAAGACCAAAACCACCUCAGUCCAAGGUUCUCCGUGAAGAUCAGAACCAUAACAUGUAUGUUGCCGGCUGCACAGAAGUUGAAGUGAAAUCUACAGAAGAGGCUUUUGAAAUCUUUUGGAAAGGACAAAAGAAGAGACGGAUCGCAAACACUCAGCUUAACCGGGAAUCCAGCCGCUCUCACAGCGUGUUCACCGUCAAGUUGGUUCAAGCACCACUUGAUGCUGAUGGAGAUCAUAUACUGCAGGACAAAAACCAGGUGAACGUGAGUCAGCUGUGUCUGGUUGACCUGGCGGGCAGUGAACGCACCAGCAGAACCAGAGCAGAGGGGAGCCGUCUCCGUGAAGCAGGUAACAUUAAUCAGUCCCUAAUGACGCUGCGCACAUGUAUGGAGGUCCUGCGUGAGAACCAGAUGUGUGGAACUAACAAGAUGGUUCCAUACAGAGACUCUAAAGUCACACAUCUGUUUAAAAACUACUUUGAUGGGGAGGGAAAAGUCAGGAUGAUUGUGUGCGUCAACCCAAAUGCAGAUGACUAUGAAGAAUCUGCGCUGGUGAUGCGCUUUGCAGAAAUGACCCAAGAAGUGGAGGUGGCUCGGCCAGUAGAUCGAGCAAUCUAUAGCCUUCCAGCCGGGCGCAGACACAAAAACCAGGCGUUCAAAGAUGAGCUGUCCCGACGGCUGGCAGAGAGGGGAGGUCCAGUUAAUCCAGACGACCCAGGUUUGCUGAACCAGCUCAUAGAAAGCCUCCCAGCUCUGCCUCCGUGCGAGCUGGUGGAUCCCACCGAUGAUCAGAUGCUUCCCCGCCUGAUCGAAGUCUUGGAAAGACGGCAACAUAUCCGUCAAAUGAUGAAGGAGCAGUUCAAUCAAACCGCCAAUACACUGCAGUCCAUGCUGCAACAGUUUAACAGUCAGCUGGGUGCAAAGGAGACUUUCCUCCAUGACCAACAAAGCAAGCUAAACGAGAAAGACAAAGUCAUUCUCAACCAGAGGACAGAGAUCGAACGGCUGGAAAAGAAAUCUAAGACGCUGGAAUACAAGAUCGAUAUCCUUCAGAAAACGACAGGGAUGUACGAGCAGGAUAAACGCUCCCUUCAACAGGAGCUGGAGAGCCGGGAGCAGAGGCUGCAGAGGGAGCUGGCAGAGAGGAGGCGCAUGGAGCAGCGCAUGCAAGGCGUGGUCACUGACACCAAACUCAAGUGGGAGAAGGAGUGUGAGAGGCGAGUGAACGCCAAGCAGCUGGAGUUGCAGAAUAAGCUGUGGGUAAAGGAUGAAAAGCUGAAGCAGCUCAAAGCCAUUGUGACCGAGAGCAGCGGCGCUCCAGCAGAGCGGCAGGAAAAGCCUGAGAGACCCUCCAGAGAAAGAGAUCGCAACCACGCGCAGAAGCGGUCUGCUUCUCCGUCACCACUCCCUGAGUCGAGCCAAAAUCCUUCUCACAAAAAUCAAGCCAGAUGUAGAGUAGUUCAGGAGCCUUACCCUGCAUCCACCCCCUCCACCUCCUCCUCCUUUCCUUCAGUUGCCUCCUGUGUCUCUGACUGGGAGCAGAGGUAUCCCCUAGAUUCAGGCAGGCCUGAGACUCCCCAGUGCAGCAGCAGGACUCCUGCCCAAUGCUACAGCGCAAGCAGUGUGGGUCGCAGGAGAGGCCAACGCUGGGCCCCCGACACCCCUGCCACCCCUAUUGUCUAUGGAUUAGACAUAGAGGCAGGCACAAGGACGGUUCCUCCGGUUCAUCCAAUGCACAGGCGAUCUCACUCUGCAGGCGGGGAGAAAUGGGUAGACCACAAACCGUCUUCAAAUUUGGACCUAGACACUGUAAUGCAGCCAAUCAUUCCCAAUUCAAUCAAGGUGUCCACCCCGAACGAGAAAGCUCUGUCGAAAUGCCACAAGUAUGUGCUAAGACACCAAGAGCUUGCCUCUGACGGGGAGAUUGAAACCAAACUCAUCAAGGGCAACGUUUUUAAAACCAGAGGUGGAGGACAAGCAGUCCAGUUCACUGACAUCGAGACAUUAAAACAGGAGUGUCCAACGGCGCCCAGUCGCAAGAGACGCUCUGGAUCUGCUGAGGGACCUGCUCAAAUUGAGGACCUGGAAAACAAACCUCCUGCAAUCAGCACAAGUCUUGCGUAUCAAAAACGCAGGAAACCUUAGGAGCUCUGCGAUUGGAGGACUCCUGUUUUCAAACAGUCCGUCAAUCAGUGGUCAGAGCUGCAUCUAUUUACAGUUUUACUUGUAUGUUAUCGUAUUAGAAGUAAUUAUGGUGCAAUGAUAUAAUAAUCACUGCUUAUAGCUCUAGACUAUAGUGUAUUUUUUGCUCUUUCUUUCUGCUUUAUGAAUGCUGGAAUUAAAAAAAAAAAAAAAAAGAACUUGAUAAAUGUUCGUACAUGAAAACUCCAUGACAAACCUGCUCACUUUUUACCUUUAUUGUAUCACACACAGUGUAUAUGUUGUUUUUUUGUUGUUUUAUUUUUUACAUUUUUUUUUUAAUGACACGCCUUUCAGGGAUGAAUAAACUGUUUUUGUCUAUGAAUAGUUUCAUCAUAAAGCUUUGUUGUAGGCAAUAUAUAUUUGUGAUGAACAAAAACAUUUUUGAAUGUAAAUAUUGAACUGGCAGAGGCUCCAAAGACGUGUGGUAUACCAAUUUUUUAUUUUUCCUUUGGUGCCAUUAAAUUAUUUCAAUCGCCAA
This is a messenger RNA of Oryzias latipes (Japanese medaka), 3495 nucleotides long. RefSeq names its product kinesin-like protein KIF23. NCBI's taxonomy places the organism in Eukaryota, Metazoa, Chordata, Actinopteri, Beloniformes, Adrianichthyidae. The record is from RefSeq and is a predicted model, not a curated record. Gene Ontology annotation, biological process: microtubule-based movement; mitotic spindle midzone assembly. Gene Ontology annotation, molecular function: ATP hydrolysis activity; microtubule binding; microtubule motor activity. Gene Ontology annotation, cellular component: kinesin complex; microtubule; nucleus.